Molecule: messenger RNA, 1864 nt
Organism: Panicum virgatum (switchgrass)
Lineage: Eukaryota; Viridiplantae; Streptophyta; Magnoliopsida; Poales; Poaceae
Product: probable envelope ADP,ATP carrier protein, chloroplastic
Exons: 10
Coding region: 143-1345 (400 amino acids)
Biological process (GO): transmembrane transport
Cellular component (GO): thylakoid membrane
Molecular function (GO): ATP transmembrane transporter activity
Source: RefSeq, a predicted model, not a curated record
CCUCCUUAUCCCCUCUCCCCGCUCCCACCCUUCUUCCCUUGCCCGCCUCGAUUCAUCCCUCUCCCUCCCCUCCCCUCCCCUCCCGAUUCCCGCGGCCGGGCUCGCGGAUCCACGCGCGGCGCGGCUCCCUUCCUUCCACACGAUGAGCAGCCGGCGGCGGGUCGAGGCCUGCGACUCGUGGCGCCCGCCGCGGAGCCACGCCGGGGCGGGGCCGCAGCCCGUCCUCCUCCGCGCGGGGCCCCGGCUCCCGGCCUUCGCCUCGCUCUCCGUCCGCGAGGGCGGGGAGGCCGCGGCCGUCGCCAAGGCGGUGGAGGAGGCGGUCGUCGCGCGGGCCGGCGAGGGGACGGAGGAGCGGCGGGCGGCGGGGGGCGAGGAGGCCGGGGGGGAGAAGGAGCGGAGGAGGCUGCCCCCCGCGGCGCAGCUGGUGCGCCACCCGCUGGCGCUGCUCGCCCUGGUGCCCCGCGGCGCCGCGCUCUUCGCCGCGGGGGCCGCCGCGGGCGCCGCCGCCAAGACCGUCACCGCGCCGCUCGACCGCGUCAAGAUACUCAUGCAGACGCACAGCGUGCGGGUGGCGGGAGAGAGCGCCAAGAAGGCGGUUGGGUUCCUCGAGGCUAUUGCAGACAUUGGAAAGGAGGAGGGUCUUAAGGGUUACUGGAAAGGCAACCUUCCACAGGUUAUUCGCAUAAUUCCUUACAGCGCGGUGCAACUCUUCUCAUAUGAAGUUUACAAGAAAAUCUUCCGAAGAAAGGAUGGAGAACUUUCUGUAUUUGGGAGACUUGCUGCUGGUGCUUGUGCGGGCAUGACAUCUACACUUGUAACAUACCCACUGGAUGUUCUCCGGCUCAGGCUUGCAGUUCAAUCUGGACACAGCACUAUGUCUCAGGUUGCUCUUAACAUGCUGAGAGAAGAAGGAUUGGCCUCCUUCUACGGUGGCUUGGGUCCAUCUCUUAUAGGAAUUGCACCUUACAUUGCUGUGAACUUCUGUGUUUUUGACUUAAUGAAGAAAUCAGUACCAGAAAAGUACAAGAACAGACCAGAAACAUCGCUAGCAACUGCUCUUCUCUCAGCAACAUUUGCAACUUUGAUGUGUUAUCCCCUGGACACUGUUAGAAGACAGAUGCAGAUGAAAGGGACACCAUACAACACAAUUUUUGAUGCAAUUCCAGGCAUUGUGGAGCGUGAUGGUCUAGUUGGGCUUUAUAGAGGUUUUGUGCCAAAUGCGUUAAAAAAUCUGCCAAAUAGCAGCAUUAAACUGACUGCAUUUGACACGGUGAAGACACUGCUAGCGACUGGACAGAAGGAGCUGGACAAAUUAAUACAAGAAAAUGAGGAGAAAACAAGCUAGUGAAAUGUGCUCAAUCUUUAAGGCUUCAGUAGAAGGCACACCGUUGCUAUGUUCCUCCUUUCCUGGCGUCAUGCUUUAGGAUUUAGGCAGCACAUGUUUCUGUUUCUUUUGUCACAUUGGUCCUAUUUGUGUGUUUUCCUUAGCAUAGAUAUUCAUAGAGAUAGAGGAGGAUUGGAAGGAAACAAGGCAAUGGAUUGAUAUCUUUAGUGGGGGCACAGCUUUAGCUAGCAUCAGUAGGAGAAUGCACCAUACAGAUCUUAUUUAUGUUAAUAGAAGAUAGCGUGUCUGUCCUCAUAAGUUUUCAUUUGCUAUCAAUAUACAUCAUAUCCAGAACAUGGUGCACACAGGCUCUGUAACUCGCAAGCAGUUUCUCCUUGUCAACCGAGCAGGGUGAGGUGUGGGUGUGAGUGUGACUGCUACGUGCUAUGGCACUAUGGCAGUCUUGGUAUUGUACAUCACAGAUUUUGUCUUGAUUUUCAUUAUCGAUACCAAUUUUAAGCAUGACUAUGAUUCUAUGAA